UCGGUCUCGUUCGCUUAAACCGAAUGGUAGACGUUUAUAGCGUAUAAUCGCAAAUUAUCACAUCCGAUUUCGCGCUGGCUCCCUUUUGUAUCUUACUUUGUUUGACCAUUACCAUCAACCAUUCCGUCCCAACAAAUUAAACGGUUCUGGUGGGAAAUUUCUCAUCAGGGAAGGUACACCUUUGAGUGCCAAAAGAAACUUGUAUUAUUUGAAUUAGGUGGAGGACCACCUUGGGACGUUCACUGACGAAUACUUCGCAGAAAAAAAAUUUAGAUAGUCAUACCGUUCAUAUUUCCUGGAAUCUUCUGACUCGAUUGGAUAACAUUUUUAAUCAUGAAGACAGAUCUGAUUCAGCAUGAUGAAAUGUUAGACAAAACUGUUUGGGAUAUGGCUUUAGAAACAAUUAGCGAACCGGAUCAGGAAGAUCCUUUUUUCAUCGUCGAUUUGACGGACAUCGAGCGAAAAUACAAGCUGUGGAAAUUAAAAAUGCCAAGAAUAACUCCAUUUUAUGCUAUGAAAUGCAACGAUUGUCCUGGGGUACUUCAGUAUCUUGCAUCUAUGGGCGUUAAUUUUGAUUGUGCUAGCAAAACUGAAAUUGAAACUGUGAUUAAUCUUGGAGUUGAUCCUUCGCGAAUUAUAUACGCUAAUCCCUGCAAAACUCGUUCUUUUAUUAAAUAUGCUGCAGCCGUUGGAGUGAAAAUGAUGACAUUUGAUAAUGAGAUCGAACUUUAUAAAAUUAAAUCUAUUUUUCCCAAUGCAGAAUUAGUAAUUCGUAUUAAAGUCGACGACAGUGAUUCAAACUUCAAACUUAGCCUCAAAUUUGGAUGCGAAAUGAAGCAAGUGGCUCAGCUGUUGAAAACUGCAAAAAGUUUAGAUCUUAAUGUGAUAGGAGUGAGGUAAGAAAUAUAUAAUUUGAUAAUU
This is a messenger RNA of Centruroides sculpturatus (bark scorpion), 921 nucleotides long. Its product is annotated as antizyme inhibitor 2-like. The record is from RefSeq and is a predicted model, not a curated record. Gene Ontology annotation, molecular function: ornithine decarboxylase activity. The coding region runs from base 334 to 900 and encodes 188 amino acids. Gene Ontology annotation, cellular component: cytoplasm. The transcript is spliced from 6 exons. Lineage: Eukaryota; Metazoa; Arthropoda; Arachnida; Scorpiones; Buthidae.